This is a messenger RNA of Musca domestica (house fly), 2259 nucleotides long. RefSeq names its product neprilysin-4. Bases 90 to 2204 code for a protein of 704 amino acids. Gene Ontology annotation, molecular function: metalloendopeptidase activity. Lineage: Eukaryota; Metazoa; Arthropoda; Insecta; Diptera; Muscidae. The transcript has a single exon. The record is from RefSeq and is a predicted model, not a curated record. Gene Ontology annotation, biological process: protein processing. Gene Ontology annotation, cellular component: plasma membrane.
UGCCUGUUUCCCGCUUUCAGUUGGAGAACAGCAUUAUAUGCUCCAUAGUUUAGUUUUAAGCUUUUCGAUGAAUAGUUUAAGGCAGCAGCAUGCUAGUGAAAAGUUUUGUUGUCUAUGUGGUAAUUGUCACACUGCCCUUGGCAUGCGGCUUCCCUGAAAAUGAACUCUUCGAGACCCCAAUGGGUAAAGAAUUGCUGAAACGUAGUAAGGCCGCCGAUAUCAAAUCAUGGAUGGAUGCCAGCCAUAAUCCCUGUGGCGAUUUCUACCACUUUGCCUGUGCCAAUUGGAAACGCAUCAAUUCGGCCCAGUUGUUUGGGGAUUAUGCCACCGAUCAAUUUCAUGACAUGCUCAAAUUAAUGGAAGCAAAAAUAUUGGAUUUUUUAACUGAUCCCAGGAGGGGAGCUGUGGUGGAGGAUAAAUUGAAAGAUUUCUAUGAGUCGUGUUUGAGAGUGCAUUGGAAUGAUGGUGGCUACUUGGAGGCACUGCGUUCGGUCUAUGGGGAAUAUGGAGAAUUUUCAUUUCUCAAAGUGAAGCCGGUCAUUAGAGGACUUGGCGACGGAGAAGAGGGAAAGAUGAUGGAGGGGCAAAAUCAAGAAGUUGAAGAAUUCCAUUGGUGGUCCACCGUGGCGAAGAUUAAAAAUACCUAUGGCCUAGCCAUUAUAUUGUCGGUGGAUGUUUUGAAGGACCUAAACAAUGCCAACCAAACCAUGGUUUAUUUGGGACCUCCAAAUUUCGAAAGAAACCCCACUGCUGCCAAUCCCAUAGACCAGUUACAGGAUGCCAGGCUUCAUGCCUUGUUACAGCAAUAUCUAGGAUUAGACAAGGACUCGGCCAAGCAGGUGGCCAAAUGGAUAAUGAAUUUUGACAUUUUACUCUCUCAAAGCUAUACCGACAAACAUGAAGGUAAAUCCAAAGCGGAUCUGCUCACCCUCUACAAUGUCAGCGAUUUGAAUGAGGAAUUCCAAGACCAUUUCGAUGUGGAGAAAUUUUUACAACUGACCCUGGGUACUGAGAAUUUGCCGGCCCAGGUCUAUGUCUAUGACAAAAAAUAUUUCGAAAAAUCUCUGCUGAUUAUCAAGGCCACCGAUUCGGCUAUUGUUGAGGACUAUAUUCUGUGGUCUCUAUUAAAAGAUUUCAUCAUUUACGGUAAGCAACGGGCUCCCAAGAAAUGGUGCGUGGCCAGGACCAAAAAAUACUUUAGCAAAUCCCUUGAACACGUCAUCUACCAGCAAUAUCGUUCGGAGCAAUAUGAAAAGGAGGUCUAUGAGCUGUGGCAUGAAAUCAAAGCCGCCUUUCAUGACAGCCUUAAGGGUGACAAAUACUAUUGGAUGGGUCAGAGCACGCGGGAACAUGCUCUGGAAAAAUUGGAUAAAAUGAAUUUAACCAUCAACUCCCAUGACAAUGAAAAUUUUCAGGAAUUCUUUAAGGAUUUAAUAAUUAGUCCCCACAACUACGUGGCCAAUAUUAAGGCGAUACUCAAACACAUCGAAUCCCUGAGACCCAAUAAAUUGGAAGUGGCCACCCACGACCUGGAAAACGAGGAGAUAAUGUCCUUCACCCCCACAUAUAGUGAGUUCAGCAAUGCCAUACAAGUGCCAGUAGCUCUACUGCAGCCCUAUCGCCUAUGGCAUCCCCUCUACCCGAAGGCCAUAAAAUACGGUACCUUGGGCUUCCUGCUGGCCCAUGAAAUGAUCCACGGAUUUGACGAUGAGGGACGGGUGUAUGAUGCCCAUGGCAAUGCCGUCAAUUGGUGGGACGAAAAGUCUGCCUAUGAAUUUGAAUCGAGACGUCGUUGUUUCCAGGCCCAAUAUCACAACUACACCUAUGGUGGCCGCCUGCUGCCCAACAGUCGAAGGCAAAGCGAAAAUAUAGCCGACAAUGCCGGGAUUCGUUUGGCCUACACCGCCUAUGUCCGUUGGCUGGAACGUGAAAAGCCUACGAACGCCAACAUUGAACGUGAAGAUGUCUUACCCAAUUUGGACUACAACAAUCGCGAGCUGUUCUUCAUCAGUUUUGCCCAGCUUUGGUGUGAAGAUGUUCAAACGCUGUUCAGAAGUUAUUUAGCCUUCAGCGAUGUCCAUGCACCCUCUAUGUAUCGGGUUAUUGGUUCAUUGUCGAAUUUCCACGAUUUUUCGUGGAUCUUUCGAUGUGAUAUGAAACCGGAAACGCCCAUGAAUCCCUCGCUGAAAUGUGAAUUGUAUUGAAACGAAGAUGAAAAGAGUUUGUAUGCGAUUUUUAAUAAAAGAAAUAGAAAAAAAA